This is a messenger RNA of Purpureocillium takamizusanense, 1545 nucleotides long. RefSeq lists its product as uncharacterized. Gene Ontology annotation, molecular function: hydrolase activity. The record is from RefSeq and is a predicted model, not a curated record. Lineage: Eukaryota; Fungi; Ascomycota; Sordariomycetes; Hypocreales; Ophiocordycipitaceae. The transcript is spliced from 3 exons. The coding region runs from base 362 to 1252 and encodes 296 amino acids.
AAGCGAAGCUAUGUACUGUACUUUGUGCAGGAUGAGUGAUAUUCACGCCUGACCCUGGAGGAAAACCACGUCGUCAUUUAAUCCUAAAUAAUUUCUUAUUUCUCCCUCUCGGCAGCACGAAUACUCAUCGCGCCAUCCUUGCGCUCAAGAAGCAGCCGCUCUACACUAGACGUGUUCAAACACCCACCAACGCAUCGCCAUGGCUGAGCACAGGGAUCUGGCAACGUGCCAUCCCUACUUUGUCGACGUACAUUAAGGCCCCUUGUUUCCAUACGCUCAGCCAAAGGGUCAACAAUUGCUCACAUGUCCCGGUGUUUUGCAGUUUCCCAAGAACCUUCCCGAGGGCACAUCCAUCCGUGGCAUGACCCACGAGCGCAAGCCCAUCACCCCGCAAGCCGGCCUCGACAUUGUCGAGUUCGACGUGCCGCUUCGUGACGGCGCGACCACGACCCUGCGAACGUAUCGACGGGCCGCCAGCGGCGCGAACAACCACAGCCGCCGCCUCCGCCUCGUCCCCGCGCUGGUGUACAUGCACGGCGGCGGGUUCGUCACGGGCAGCCUCGAAACGGACGACGCACCCUGCCGUGCCGUUGCCGCGGCGCUGGACCUCGUGGUGGUCAACGUCGAGUACCGGCUGGCGCCCGAGCACCAGUUCCCGGUGGGUUUUGAGGCCUGCUUUGAUGUGGUGCGGUGGGUCGCCUCCCCGCCCGGGCAAGAGAAGCUGUGCGCCGACCUCAACAAGGGCUUCAUCCUCGGAGGCACAUCCGCGGGCGCCAAUUUCGCUGCAGGCAUCGCGCAUCUAGCACGGCAAGAGGGCCUGGCCCCGCGCAUCACGGGGCUCGUGUUCCUGGCGGGAAGCUUCUGCCACCCCGACGCACGGCCACAAAAGUACCUCGACCGGAUUCUCAGCGUAGACGAGAUCACCGUCGCGCCUGGGUUGACAAGGAAAUCGAUUGACUACUAUGCGACCAAAUACGGCGCUCCGCCCGAGGACCGCCGCCUCUCCCCACUGCUCUUCGAGUCGCACGGCGGCAUCGCUGACAAGGCGUACUUUGCCGUCUGCGGACUGGACCCGCGCCGAGACGAGGCGCUGCUGUUCGAACGCCUGCUGUCGGACUCCGGCCUCGGCACCAAGGUCGACGUCUACCCCGGCCUGCCCCACGGCUUCUGGACGACGUUCCCGGAUCUCGACGUGUCCAAAGCGUGGCUGGACAAGCUCAUCGCGGGGCUGCGGUGGAUGAUGAUCGCGUAGCAAUGCAAGGGGGGUUGCAGCGACUGCGCGCGACCCCCGAAGCUGGACUGGUAGGUAGCAGGCGCCGAUGGCGAGAAAAACAAACAGUCGUUUGACGGGCCGCGACAUGCCUCUGCCCUUCCCAAGGGAAAAAAAAACAACAAAAGGAAAAGAGAGCUGUUAUGUCUGGCGGCUCUCUGGUUUCUUGACAGCAGCGUCGCCCACGCGAGCUUUUACAGCUCGCUCGUAGCACCGCUCACCCCCCUCUUCUUCUUAUUUUUAAAGUCUUGCAGCCACGCCUUGACGAAUCUCAC